AUGGCUAGCCCAAACCCCGCUCGUCUGUCUGCUAUCGGGAGCAAGACGUUGACACUCGCAAUGGAACGCCAACGCCUUUUAUCCAUUUCUCCACCAUCUCAAACACACAUAGCUACUGGUGCACACUCGUCUUCGUCGUCGAGUGUGAGCCAAAUCAUGAAGAACCUCACGACACUGCGCGAGGGUAUCAUGGCGAUUGAGAAUGCACAAGGAUCCUCGAAACAAACUCAAGGGUUGAGGGAGCAAUAUUCGAGUAUAUUGAGCGUGUUGGGCGAGGACGAGGCUGCGGCUGCGGGUGCACAGAGUCUACCGCCGGCUCCUCGUCCCAAGAUUGAGUCUCUCAUCCCGUCUACCGCUGCAGCGGGCUCUAGCGAGCGGGUUGAAUUCCGGGACGACCCGGAACAGACAAAUGACGAUAUGUUUAUGCAGCAGAAGCAAAUUAUGCAAGGUCUCGUACCAUAG
Molecule: messenger RNA, 462 nt
Organism: Serendipita indica DSM 11827
Lineage: Eukaryota; Fungi; Basidiomycota; Agaricomycetes; Sebacinales; Serendipitaceae
Source: the annotation of a GenBank genome assembly